AUGCCGCGCAUCCCCGUGCGCGUGGAGCCGUACAGCUCGCCAUCACGCCAGCACAGGCACUACAAGAACAAGCGCGACCAGGUGCUGCGUGCGCUCGGCAAGGCGGCGUACAUCAAUGGAUCCCACUUUGCCAUCAUGUGGGUCAGCGCCCGUGGCGAUGUAGAGACGUACGCGUCCGAAGCGCUCCAGAGCCGAUUGGACGACUGGUUUGUUGCAGGCGGCAUCGCCGAAGAGGCCAAGGAACUCGUCAAGGUCGCCGGAGGUAAACCGUCCUCCAAGGUGUUUGACGAUUCGGACGAGGACGAGGAGAAUGAGGACUCGAACGAGGAUCCGUUUUUGGACAGUCAGGUGGGGGCAAAGAGGAAGGUGCUUGCGCCGCUCAAUACCGCCGCUGCCAAUCAGCACUUUUUGCGAAGUCGAAGCUGGAACGACGAGGCGCCCAAGUCGGCACCACUUUUCCCCACCUCGAGUGCAGGGUUUGUCGACGAGCCGCCUAGGACGUCCACCCCGAUCAUGUCGGCUUCCUCGCGCAUGCUCGCGCGCAACUCGAUCAGCGGUGGAGUCGGGACGGCUGCCGGUACGCCUACGGUGGAUAUCUCGCUCGCGGACGAAGCGGCACGCACCGCCUUCCUCGAGCUGCGGUUCGGGCAGCUCCAACAGGGCGUGUGCAAGACCGUCGCCAAGGCGUGGAUCAAGAUCAUCGAACCAAAGAAGCAGACGCGGUGCCCGUACAACAAGGGCGAGCAGGGCAAGCCCGACUGGUGGCCCGCCGGCGUGCGCCACAAGGAACCCGACCACCUCAUGAAGCCAGAACGCCACGCGCUGCUGCUCACCAUCCUGCGCAGUCCCAAAGUCCAAGUCGCCAGGCUCCAGCUCGCUACCGCCGAGGUCGUGGCACUCAUCAAGGCGGAUAAGGUCAGUCUGCUCAUGGACGUGUACAGGAUUGCACGCGAGGAGGAGAAGAUUCGAGAAAAGGGCGCCGACAAGGAUACGCCGCUCACCGUCGGGGUUAGUACGCUGGAUGGAUGGUGUAGCAGCGAUAGUGCGCCUACUACGCAUGGGAGACAGAUUGCAAGGUCCGCCACACCCGAGGUGGCAGAGAGGAAGAAACGCCCCGCACCGGCCAUGGACAAGGGUAAAGGCGGAGGGGGCAAGAGAAGGAGCAUUGCGGCGCCUACGAGUGGCGAGAUUCGACCCAGGCAUUUGGCGCCGCAAGAAGCAGGCGUGGUGGGGCUCGGGCUGAUGGCGAGGAGCAACUCGCUUUCAGCUAUGCCGACGCCAGCGGGCAGUGCAGAAACGAGUCCGUGGCCGGCGAGCUAUGCGACUUUUGCCCACGCGCAUGGCUUGGUCACCCCGCUUACGGCGAGUGCCACGCUCGAUCCGGCCUUCAGCGCCAUGGCCCACCCUCCACCGCCCGAAGGAACAUUCUACUAUCCCCCGCCGCCUGCACAGGCGUUCUACGAGUCGAUCCCCCCACAUGCCAUCCCCCCGCACCAGCAACAGCAACAGCAACAGCCAGACGGCAACGCAGGACUGGGCUUCGAACCUAACGCUCUCGGCUUGGAGGGUUGGAACUUUGCGCUCGACAUGAGCGCCGACCUGUCCAACAACACCGCCUGGAGUGGCGACAAUUCCUUUUCCAUCGAGUCGAUCCCCGCGCCCAAAACGCCCGAGGGCGAGUUGAGGAUCAACAUGCCCCACAACCACCAACACAAGCCAGAGUUCUGGAUGCAGAACCAGUGGAAUCCAUCCCAGCAUCAGUCGCAGUAA
This is a messenger RNA of Moesziomyces aphidis, 1770 nucleotides long. The record is from the annotation of a GenBank genome assembly. Lineage: Eukaryota; Fungi; Basidiomycota; Ustilaginomycetes; Ustilaginales; Ustilaginaceae.